AUGCAUCCGCUGUCUCAACAGCCUCCCGAUUCCACGACUCUCGCUCGUCUAUCAUUAGCCAAGUUCUCCCAUACAACGACCUCACUUAACCACCGAGGUCCAUUACACUGGAGCCAUGUCAUGGGAAAUGGAGAUCUAGUCGGCAUUUUUGAGAGGCGCACGAUGACAAAUUUCACUCCAGACAGAAUACUCUUGAAGGUCAUUGGUGUCCAUGGAAACCUGGAAGAGAUAGAUCUUACUCACUUUGCUAUUGAAGCCGGAAAUAUAACCCAGUCCAGCCAAAUCACAGCGUCAAAGCCAAUCUUCGCAGUCGUGGUGAAGUUACCCUGCCUUGCAGUAAAGUAUCCAAGAGCAAACAUGGUCCACCGCUUCCAGAUAAAAUUCUCCUUCGAUCACGACUUUUAUACGGCCUUGGCCAUUCUGAGCGACAUGAAGUGUCCCUUCUCGGAGGCCAGUGUUGGCUCCAUGCGGAAAUUAACCUCAUCUCAAUGGAACUCGGGGUCAAUUGAAUCAGGACCUAUAACUAGACAGCCAACAUAUGGAUCGAGCAUGCCAGGUCCACUCGCAUCUCAUCCGGUUACUUUCUGUCAACAAACCCCAACCACCAGUGCAUCAGGUUCGUCAUCUAGCGUAACAGCAGGUAAGACUUUAUACACCUACCGACGUGCAUUCAAGGCCUAACCAUUGCAGGCAUCUCAGUACCAACCACAUCAUCCAGCACAGUCCAGACCAGUCACACAUACUUCACUAGAUCAAUCAGCAGUCGAAAUAACCCCACACAAGCACAGGCACCUCUCAACUUCUCACAGCCCAUCACCCAGGGGAGCCCAGAAGACAAUCGCCCCAGG
Messenger RNA from Aspergillus ibericus CBS 121593, 848 nucleotides. RefSeq lists its product as uncharacterized. Gene Ontology annotation, biological process: reciprocal meiotic recombination. The record is from RefSeq and is a predicted model, not a curated record. The transcript is spliced from 3 exons. Lineage: Eukaryota; Fungi; Ascomycota; Eurotiomycetes; Eurotiales; Aspergillaceae. The coding region runs from base 1 to 681 and encodes 226 amino acids.